Motacilla alba alba is the source of this 1434-nucleotide messenger RNA. Its product is annotated as keratin, type II cytoskeletal 5-like. The record is from RefSeq and is a predicted model, not a curated record. Gene Ontology annotation, molecular function: structural constituent of skin epidermis. Gene Ontology annotation, biological process: keratinization; intermediate filament organization. NCBI's taxonomy places the organism in Eukaryota, Metazoa, Chordata, Aves, Passeriformes, Motacillidae. Gene Ontology annotation, cellular component: keratin filament.
AUGCCCUUCGGCAUAGGCCCUGGAGGGAUCCAAAAGGUCCUGGUCAACCAGCACCUCUUGGUGCCCCUGAACCUGGAGAUUGAGCCCAACGUGCAGCACCAGGACAAGGACCAGAUUAAACCCUUCAACAACUAAUUUGCCUCCUUCAUCAACAAGAUGCAGUUCCUGGAGCAACAAAACAAAGUUCUGGAGACCAAAUGGAGCCCCUUGAAAGGCCAGAAAAUUGUGCAGAAUAACCUGGAGCCCAUGUUUGAGUUGUACAUCAGCAACACGAGGCAGCGGCUGAAGGCUCUGGGAGGGGAGAGGCUACAGCUCAGCUCCGAGCUCAAGGCCAUGCAGGACGUGGUGGAGGACUUCAAGAUCAGGUACGAGGAGGAGAUCAGCAAGCGCACAACAGCAGAGAACAACUUUGUCAUGUUCAAGAAGGAUGUGGAUGCUGCCUGCGUGAACAAGGUGGAUCGCAGGACCAAGGUGGAUGCCCAGACAGAUGAGAUAAACUUCCUGCGGGCCCUCCACGAAGCACAGCUCUCCCAGAUGCAGACCCAGACCUCUGACACCUCGGUGAUGCUGUCCAUGGGCAACAGCCAGAACCUGGACCUGGACAGCAUCAUCGCCCAGGUCAAGGCACACCGUGAGGACAUCUCCAGCUGGAGCUGUGCUGAGGCUGUCUGGUACCAGAGCAAGUACGAGGAGCUGCAGCUCUUGGCUGGCUGGCACGGGGAUCACCUGCAGAACACCAGGGUGGGGAUCUCAGAGAUGAACCACCUGGCCCAGCGGCUCCACUCAGACAUGGAUAGUGUGAAGGUGCAGGUGGCCGGGCUGCAGAUGGCCAUUGCUGAGGCAGAGCAGCGCGGGGACAUCGCCCUCAAGGGUGCCAGGGCCAAGCUGGAGGAGCUGGAGGCCGCUCUGCAGAAAGCCAAGGCUGACCUGGCCCGGCAGCUGGAGUACCAGGAGCUCAUGAACACCAAGCUGGCCCUGGACAUCGAGAUCGUGACCUACAGGAAGCUGCUGCAGGGCGAGGAGAGCAGGCUGUCUGGAGAAGGUGUUGGUGCUGUGAAUAUUUUCGUGGUCUUCUCUGGGAGCAGCUACAGAGGUGGGAACAUACUGGGGCUGGGAGCAGGUUUCAACAGCAGGUUUGGAAUGGGGGGAUUCGGCUCCGGAGCAGGAAGCAGCUCCAGCAGUGCUGAGCUUGGGGACGCUGUCACGGAUGCAAAGAACAAAGUCUCCGAGCUGGAAAUGGCUCUGGAAAAGGCCGAGGCUGGCCUGGCCCUGCAGCUCCGUGAGCUCCAGGAGCUAAAGCUGGCCCUGAACGUGGAGAUUGUCACCUCCAGGGAGCUGCUGGAGGGCAAGGGGAGCAGGAGGGGGACAGGACUCCAGGACUCCCCAACUACUUCAGUUCUAUGUGCUGGGAGGGAAAACUCCUGGACAAAGUGA